CAAGGUAUCACAAAGAUGCCAUAUUUAUAUGCACGAAGUGACAAAGGAAGAGGAGCAUCGACGAAGAAGAAAUCGAAAUCAAUGGAGAAACAGAGUGUCCCAAUAUUUGACCUUCAAAACUUUCCAGGAAAAUACGAGAGCCCUUUGAGGGAGGCAUGUGAGGAAUGGGGUUGCUUCAGGGUCGUUAAUCAUAGCAUACCCAUCUCACUAAUGUCAGAUAUGAAGGAAGUGGUGAAGUCUCUGUUAGACCUUCCCAUUGAAAUCAAGAAACGCAACACCGAUACUAUUCUUGCGAGUGGCUACAUCCCGCAGAAUGAAUUCAAUCCUCUUUUUGAGGCGUUGGGCCUCUAUAACAUAGGAUCCUCGCAAGCUGUGCAAGACUUUUGUACUAAACUCGAUGUCUCUGUUCAUAAAAGAAAGAUAAUAGAGGCUUAUGGCCAGGCAGUGACUGGUGCGGCUAUGAAAAUAUCGGAAAAGUUGGCUUCAAGUUUGGGAUUGAAUGGUUACUCGUUCGAGGGUUGGCCGAUGCACUGCCGGAUGAACAAGUUCAGCUUCACCCCAGAAACUGUGGGCUCUUCGGGGGUUCGGAUGCAUACAGAUCCAAUGUUCUUUACCAUUCUUCAGGAUGAUGAAAAUGUUGGGGGUCUUGAAGUGAUGAACAAAUCUGGUGAAUUUGUUGCUGUUGAUCCGUUGCCGGGAAGCAUUCUUGUCAACUUCGGAGAUAUUGGUAGUGCUUGGAGUAACGGGAGGUUUUACAGCGUGAAGCAUAGAGUGCAAUGCAAAGAAGCCUCAACUAGACUCUCUAUUGCUUCUUUUGUCUUGGGACCAAAGGAGGGGCCAGUGGAACCUCCGCCGGAGUUUGUGGACGAUCAGCAUCCGCGUCUCUACGCUUCUUUUACCUGGGAAGAUUACAGGAAGCUCCGAGUGUCAACGAAAUUUAGAAAUAUUGACGGUCUUUCCGAUGUACGUGUUCAACCCAGAAAUGAAUGAGUAAAAAAUGAGGAAGUUCUUCAUUUCUCUAAAUAAAGAUAACUCUGCACUUCCAUAGUUC
Tripterygium wilfordii is the source of this 1051-nucleotide messenger RNA. Its product is annotated as 2-oxoglutarate-dependent dioxygenase DAO-like. Gene Ontology annotation, biological process: auxin catabolic process. NCBI's taxonomy places the organism in Eukaryota, Viridiplantae, Streptophyta, Magnoliopsida, Celastrales, Celastraceae. Bases 16 to 990 code for a protein of 324 amino acids. The record is from RefSeq and is a predicted model, not a curated record. Gene Ontology annotation, molecular function: indole-3-acetaldehyde oxidase activity; dioxygenase activity. The transcript has a single exon.